Molecule: messenger RNA, 438 nt
Organism: Racocetra persica
Lineage: Eukaryota; Fungi; Glomeromycota; Glomeromycetes; Diversisporales; Gigasporaceae
Source: the annotation of a GenBank genome assembly
GUGGAUGUGGCAGAAUCGUUGAAGGAGACGCAAAAGACAUGUACAACGUUCUUUAUAACAUAUUAGGAAAACUUCCAAAAGAUACAAAAGUUUACUGUGGCCAUGAAUGUGCUAGACUAAAUCUUCAGUUCGCGAAUACGGUAGAUCCUAACAAUAAUAAUAUACGAAAAAAAUUGUCAUGGUCUCAAACUACACAUUGUACCGUUCCUAGCACUAUUGAAGAAGAAUUAGAAUAUAACCCCUACCUAAGGGUUUCGGAUCCAGCUAUUCAACAAGCCACAGGCGUUACUGAUCCAUACGAAGUUACUCGAAUGCUGAGAGCAUUAAAUGACACGUUCAUGAGCCAAACGGACGGAAGCAAUGGGUUGGGAGUUCAUGGGAUUAAUGAAAGUGAGAAUAAUGUUAAUGAGAUGAAUGGAGUUCAUAAUGGAAUCGCAG